UGACCAACCUCCAGUAAAACCCCAAAGGAAGAAUAAGUAGACGUUGGUGACGUCAACAGUCCACUGCGCCUGCGCGGAUUACCGGACAAGAUGGCGACCAGCAAUGGUGGAGGAAUGGAAGUGGAUGGGGCAGCCAGCCCCAGUGUUAUGGCCGCAGGAGUCACCGGGAGCGUUUCUGUGGCCUUACAUCCUCUGGUUAUCCUCAACAUAUCCGACCACUGGAUACGUAUCCGCUCACAAGAGGGACAACCAAUGCAGGUGAUCGGGGCCCUGAUAGGGAAGCAGGAGGGUAGAAACAUUGAGGUGAUGAACUCCUUUGAGUUGCUGUCUCAAACCAUAGAUGAACGAGUGCAUAUUGACAAGGAGUAUUACUACACCAAGGAAGAACAAUUCAAACAGGUUUUCAAAGAAAUGGAGUUCUUGGGUUGGUACACCACGGGCGGUCCUCCUGACCAGUCCGACAUCCACAUCCACAAGCAGGUGUGUGAGAUCAUUGAGAGCCCUCUCUUCCUCAAACUCAACCCGCUGACCAAACACACCGACCUGCCUGUUAGUGUUUAUGAAUCUGUGAUUGACAUCAUCAAUGGCGAGGCGACCAUGUUGUUUGCUGAGCUGACGUACACUCUGGCCACAGAGGAAGCGGAGAGAAUCGGUGUUGACCACGUAGCUCGAAUGACGGCCACCGGCACAGGAGAAAACUCCACAGUCGCUGAACACCUCAUAGCCCAGCACAGUGCGAUAAAGAUGCUCCAUAGUCGGGUGAGGAUCAUUCUCGAGUACGUCAAAGCCGUGGAAUCAGGAGAGGUGCCAUUCAACCAUGAGAUCCUUCGAGAAGCAAACGCCCUGUGUCAUAGACUGCCCGUCCUCAGCACCAUCAAAUUUAAAACUGACUUCUACGAUCAAUGUAAUGACGUGGGCCUCAUGGCCUACUUAGGAACCAUCACCAAGACCUGCAACAGUAUGAACCAGUUCAUCAACAAGUUCAACGUCCUGUACGACAGACAGGGCAUCGGCCGGAGGAUGAGAGGACUCUUCUUUUGAGCUGGCGCUCAGCUGAGCCAGAGACAAACAAGCACUGCAGUUUAAUUUCUCUGUUUUGUCUUUUUAUUUUCUUUUUGGUUUGUUUGUAUUUUGGUUAGCUAAGACAAAUUCAUAAACCAACAGUAGCUUUUCAAACCAGUUUACCAUUUUCAGUUACAACCACGAGUGUAUCCAAAAGCACUUAAUUACACCGAUCAGUAAGAGAUUUGUACAAAACUCUCGGGUCAACACAGAAAUGAAUCCACUGUACAUGAUCGUUAUAUUAUUUUACCCUGUUUGUUUUAUCGUUUCUGUUUGUAAUAAAUGAUCUGCUGAUUUUCUUCA
Molecule: messenger RNA, 1365 nt
Organism: Hippoglossus stenolepis (Pacific halibut)
Lineage: Eukaryota; Metazoa; Chordata; Actinopteri; Pleuronectiformes; Pleuronectidae
Gene: cops6
Product: COP9 signalosome subunit 6
Exons: 10
Coding region: 91-1041 (316 amino acids)
Biological process (GO): protein deneddylation
Cellular component (GO): COP9 signalosome
Molecular function (GO): protein binding; metallopeptidase activity
Source: RefSeq, a predicted model, not a curated record